Tigriopus californicus is the source of this 1516-nucleotide messenger RNA. It is a transcript of the gene Sar1, whose product is annotated as GTP-binding protein SAR1b-like. Gene Ontology annotation, biological process: endoplasmic reticulum to Golgi vesicle-mediated transport; vesicle organization; membrane organization. The record is from RefSeq and is a predicted model, not a curated record. Gene Ontology annotation, cellular component: COPII vesicle coat; endoplasmic reticulum exit site. NCBI's taxonomy places the organism in Eukaryota, Metazoa, Arthropoda, Copepoda, Harpacticoida, Harpacticidae. Bases 346 to 1020 code for a protein of 224 amino acids. Gene Ontology annotation, molecular function: GTP binding; GTPase activity. The transcript is spliced from 3 exons.
AGGCGUAGGCAGUUUGAUGGAUAGAUAGGUAGCUAGGUCAGGGUGAACGUCAUGGAAAUUGUGACAGGAAAGUGAAAUCCGAAUCAUCUCCGUCGACAAUGUUGGAUCGGACUGAUUGUCAUCGAGCUGAUUUGUACAAAGGAAACGUGGAUUUUGAGGCCCUUUAUCUGGAGAUUUAGUUUUUUACUGACCCAUGAUAGGCUGGAUUAUUUACAGAUUUACGUCGCAAUUCCUUGCAAGGAGAAGAACGAAUUCAAAGAAGGUAGAUAUCGUUUUUUAGUGCGCAAUAGUAUAUAAGUAUGCCUGUGAAUCACCGUGUGCCCCUUUAAAGAUAGAGAAUCAACCAUGCAAGAAGAGCGUCUAAGAGAGAAAUCGGUCCACGUGUCUGAAUCCAAAGGGGUCGUUUCGAUCUUCAAUCGACUCACGCAGAAAAUCAUCAUGUUUAUGUGGGAUUGGAUCACGGGUGCCUUGGGCUAUCUGGGUUUAUGGAAAAAAUCGGGCAAGUUGUUGUUCUUGGGAUUGGACAACGCCGGAAAGACGACCUUGUUGCAUAUGUUAAAAGAUGAUCGCAUGGCUCAACACGUCCCCACGCUGCAUCCGACCUCGGAAGAGCUGUCCAUUGAUCGAAUCAGAUUCACCACGUUCGAUUUGGGUGGCCAUCACCAAGCUCGGCGGGUGUGGAAAGACUAUUUCCCGGCCGUAGAUGCCAUUGUGUUUUUGAUCGACGCGUGUGAUCGGAUGCGAUUGGGCGAAUCCAAGGUCGAGUUAGACUCUUUGCUCACCGACGAACAGCUGGCAAAUUGCCCCGUUUUGAUCUUGGGCAACAAGAUCGAUCGCCCUGGCGCGGCAUCUGAGGAUGAGUUGCGACAGAUUUUCGGCCUCUACGGCCAAACCACGGGCAAAGGAAAAGUGCCACGUUCCGAGUUGCACGGUCGGCCUUUGGAACUGUUUAUGUGCUCCGUGUUAAAGCGACAAGGCUAUGGUGAAGGUUUCCGCUGGAUCGCCCAAUAUCUUGACUAAGUCGUCUCUAAUAAAACAUACACACUCACACACAUCCGGAUGCCAAUGGCGAAUUGCUCUUCGUCAAUGGAUUCAACUAUUACAGUAUGUGACAGUGACUACUUGCUGGUGAAAGCUCCCAUGGGUAGCGAAAUCGAAGAUUGGCCCUACUGGAUUGGAUUUCCACUUCUCUUCGCCGAGAGGAGUUCUCUAAAAGUGAUAACUAGCUAAUUUUUCCAACUUUUCGAAGAAAAAUGCCCACUACCUUCUGUGACUUCUUAUUUUUUGCAGCCUUGAGAACUUUUUUUGUUCCAAUUUUAGUGCCCCUUUUUUUUUUUAUCCAACUCCCGUUCUUCCCGAUUGCCCUUAAAUCCAGAGUAUGGAACAAAAGGAUCAGUUCUCCCAGCAAUUCGAUUUUUUUUUUCACAUACAUCUCUCCCCGUUACAAAAUGGUCCAUUGUCGCUCACUGCAAUGGCUUGGGUCUCUUGUUUUAAAUAAAUUCAUACUCCCUGAAAA